AUAUACCGCAUUGGUGGAGCUAAAUGUCCAACAAGCCGCUAAGGACAUGGAGAAAGUGUUGGAUGUUUCACUGAGUCAAAUUGCAGAAGAUGAAUCAUUGACAUUGCCUCAAGAUCCACCGUCCUAUCCCCUUUUCUCCAAGCAAUUCUUACGCCUACACGGCCGCGAUCUCUUCGGUUGCUCAGCUUCGUGGUUUCUCGUGGACGUAGUCUUUUACAGCAGCAACCUCUUCCAAUCUAAAGUUUACGGAAAAUAUCUCGGGAAAAAGUACGAAUCCAACGUGUAUGAAGAUGCUAUACAUGUUGCCCUAUUUCAAGCCAUCGUUGCAAUAUGCUCAACAAUUCCAGGCUACUGGUUCACUGUGUAUUUCAUCGAUCGCAUCGGAAGGCGCAAGAUUCAAAUGAUGGGUUUUCUCAUUAUGGCCUUGGUUUAUUUCGCAAUUGGGAUACCUUACACAUCUCAUUGGCAACAUCACAUAAAUAAAGGUUUCAUGGUCCUCUAUGGCCUCACUUUCUUCUUUGCAAAUUUUGGACCAAACACUACUACUUUUAUAGUGCCGGCUGAACUUUUCCCGGCGAGAUUUAGGUCAACCUGUCAUGGGAUUUCCGGGGCGACUGGGAAGGUAGGGGCCAUUAUUGGCGCAGUUGGAUUUGGGUGGGCCUCACAUGGUCAAAAGGAGGAUCCUAAAGCAGUCAAGAUCUUACUGGUGAUCUUAGGUGGAGUUUGUCUUUUGGGAUUGGCGGUAACGUAUUUUUUCACACCAGAAACGAAAGGCAGAUCGCUAGAAGAGAAUGAGGAAUGAUGAGGAAACAUUUAUUAAAUGCUCAGAUGUUUGUUUCAUAACUAGUGAGGUCAAAUGCUGCUGCUAUUCAUAGUUCCUAGUUUAUAGUUUGCAUACGGUGAUGAAGUUAUUGCUGCAAUUACUUAGAAAUUCAACCAAUUUUUUCUUCUACUACGUGUGUUUAUGUAGAAGCCUCUGUACUGUAUCUCCCUUUAUCUCCUG
Molecule: messenger RNA, 1003 nt
Organism: Prunus avium (sweet cherry)
Lineage: Eukaryota; Viridiplantae; Streptophyta; Magnoliopsida; Rosales; Rosaceae
Source: RefSeq, a predicted model, not a curated record